AUGUUUACUGCCUCAAGGAGUAUAAUUAAGAACUCGACUCGGAUUAUACCUCGAACAAAUUCUUUAUUGACCAGAAAUAGAAUACCAACUUAUAAUAACUAUAAACAAGCAAUGAAUUUGAUGACAAUUUCCCAAUCUUUGGAUGAAUCAUAUACCAAGCAUAAGAUCAUUCCUGAUGUGGUUGAUAAGUUUGACACUCAAGGUUUGUUGACAAUUGAGUACAAUGAACAAGACCAUGUUGCGUUAGGAAAUACCUUAAAAGUGGAAAAUACUCAGCACCACCCUGUUAUUCAGUUUACCCUUAAUUCUCCAGGCCAAGAGAAUGACUUUGAAAUUUCGAAUAAUGAUAAAUUCACGUUGGUUUUGACCGAUCCAGAUGCACCAUCUCAUAAGGACCAUAAGUGGUCUGAAUAUGCUCAUUGGAUUGUUACCGAUUUACCAUUGAAUGCUAAUAGUAACGACGUUGAGUCUGCAGAAUCCUUGACUACUGUUUUGGAUUACUCAAAGGGUAAAGAACUCUUGUCUUACCAAGGUCCAGCACCACCACCUAAGACCGGUAAGCAUCGUUAUGUAUUUUUAUUAUUUAGACAGGAUCCAUCGGUAUCUAAGUUUGAGACUCCAAAAGAUAGACCUAACUGGGGCACUGGUACUCCAAGUUCAGGUGUCAGAGAUUGGAUAAAGAAGAAUGGGCCCGAACUGAAGUUAUUGGGGGUCAAUUUCUUCUACGCACAAAAUGAUACUCAAGAAUAA
Molecule: messenger RNA, 750 nt
Organism: Debaryomyces hansenii CBS767
Lineage: Eukaryota; Fungi; Ascomycota; Pichiomycetes; Serinales; Debaryomycetaceae
Gene: TFS1
Product: Tfs1p
Exons: 1
Coding region: 1-750 (249 amino acids)
Biological process (GO): regulation of proteolysis; regulation of Ras protein signal transduction
Molecular function (GO): peptidase inhibitor activity; phospholipid binding
Source: RefSeq, a predicted model, not a curated record